This is a messenger RNA of Cotesia congregata, 1230 nucleotides long. NCBI's taxonomy places the organism in Eukaryota, Metazoa, Arthropoda, Insecta, Hymenoptera, Braconidae. The record is from the annotation of a GenBank genome assembly.
AUGUUGAACCCAGAAAUUAUAUUUACCAUCCUGAUGGUAACUACUACUAUUAUCAUGGUAAUCAGUAAUAAUAACUUUGAUGAUUGCAAGUUCGUAAAUCUUCGCUUUGAUGAUCACGAAGCGAGAAACCUCAAAGUAUCCAUCUUAUCCAAUCAGGAAGUGCUUGAGACCUUGGAUUUGAAAGAAUCCGACGGACUGUUGGCUGAUUUCUCUACUCCAGUGGUUUCUUUUUCCAAUGAAACGGACAAGAACUAUGAAGCUUAUGAAUUCGAACACUCCACCAUUGCUCAAUUUGCUCCAAAUCUUGGAUACUUCACUCUUUAUCGUGAUCAACCGAAAAUGGCAGCGCUUGUCUACUCAUUUAGAAAGCCAACAGACUUCAGCUUGGAUGGCAACAUUGGCCACUACGUCCUAAGACACCUGCCAAAUUCUGUGGAUAAUUCCCGGUACAUCUAUAUCAAACUUCUGGAUGCUUAUCAAGCACUUCCAGAUGCUCCUCAUGAAGUAGGAGCAGAACUAAAAUUCGAUUUAGGAGCUGCACAUCUAGAUACCAUCAUCGUAGAAAUGGUCGUUUUGAUAGACUCUCAAGAAUCCAACACUACACCCACUGAAAUGAUUAAGAAAAUUUUGAUGUACUACAAUUACAUUGAUAUGCUCUACUGCAAUUUUGAAAGACCAAAAGUCGGCUAUAAAGUCGUGGGAAUUGUAAUUCCGAAGUUUAAAAUCGGCAAUUCUAAUAGUGAAUAUAUCACCUCUUCCGAAAUAAAAAACAUCCAAGAGUUUAUUGAACGACAAAAAAAGCGAUUUAGCUUGAAUAACUUCCAAUUAGUCACAGUUAUGACCCAGAGACUUAUUCUGCUGAGCCACAACCCCUUAAAAGUGACCCAAGCAAGUAAGUAUGAAGAAAUUUUGUUCAAGAAGCUGAAAAAUAAGUCGCUAAAAUCGACUUUUGUUUAUUUUUUAGUGACUGUCAACGAACAUAAAAUCUGUGAAACAGGCGACAAAUUGAUGAUGAUCUGGGCACUUGAUGUUGACUUUCAAGCAGGACAUGGUAUUUGGGUGUCUCAGAUGUUUUCGAAAUUCGCUCCUGAUCAUUUCGAUGAAGGUAUGAAGGUAAAAUGCCGCAACUUUACGGUUAAUGUUCAACCGGAUAACCUCAAUCUUAUGACACUGUGGCCGUCAUGUGUCAUCCGGGAAUAUUCUAAUUAUUUUAAGUAUGUAAUAAUUUAG